UUCUGCUGCUGCUAGCGUGACGGUUCUUCAUAAACAGCUCGUCAACCACCUCCGUAGCUUGUUAGCCAACAUAGCUGAAAGAUUCAAGCUAUUUAUACGCUUUCGGUGUAUAUUAGCUACUGUGUUUUAGACACACUUCUGUCGUAUCUAGUUUUGUUGAUGAAUCGUUACUUGAGAAAUGAGACCAAGUUGAGACGCUGGACGAGGUGGAUAAGGUAUAGUAAGACAGUUUAUUCGGAUGUAAAGAUAUCUGAGCAAAGCGUGCACGGACUCGUUCAUUUAGCUCAGAAGGAACUAGCAGAAGCGAGUCCCGAAACAUAUUGUGCAGUACAUUUUAUACAGUGAAUGACGUAGGUAGAUUCUGGUAGUUCGUGCUCCUGACUGGUCGUUGUAAGUGGAGGAUCGUCCCCUCCAGGCUGGUGUCAAUGACCCAUUGGUUCUUGGCACUGUUCUUUGUUCUUGGAAACCCAGCCUGAAACAAGGGUGUGUGUGUGUGUGUGUGUGUGUGCAUGUGCGUGUGCGUGCUCGUAUAGUGGCAUGCCUGCCUUAUCAGUGGUCAUAAAAGGUCUGAGUCAGCCAUCCUCCCCUGCGUGUGGGAGUGAGGUUAGUAUCUGUUACGGGCAGAACGUGUUUAACUGUGGGGUGUAGCAAGAUAUUUGCAACAAAGUCUGCUUUAAUAAGGAAGGCAUUAUAACAGUAUUAUAGCUAUGUGUUAAGGUCAAUGAAGACAGCAUUCAUUACAGUUGGUAACCUAUUUAAUAUUACGUUAUUUUUUAUUAGUCAGCUAUAGUAGCUGGCUGGUUUAGUUAGCACUAGCCUAGUCGCUAAUGAUAGCUAGCUAGCUAACAUCCCCGAACAUGAGGUCAGUAAGCUUCUCCCCUCCUGUUAAAGAAGAUGGGGUCUGCUGGUCGGAGAAAGAAGGUCUGGGGCUGAACAUUGUCGUGAAAGAGGAGAAGGAAGAAGAGGAUGUUACAGUAAAACAAGAAGUAGAGGGUGAGGCUGUUACAGUGAAAGAAGAAGAGAAAGACGUUUCAGUGAAAGAAGAGGAAGAUGCUUUCAGAGUGAAAGAGGAAGAGAAAGAGGAUGAUGCGGUUUUUGGAGUGAAGAAGGAAGGGGAGGAGAUGACUGUCACAUCCAAAAAGGAGGAGGAAACUGGAUAUCUGGGCCCGGUUUCCCAAACGCAUCUUAAGGCAUCCAAUGGUUCUAACAAUGAACUUAGCCGUAAGAUGGUUUUGAGAAACCGGGCCCUGAUUAACACUAGAGAGAGACGUGACUAUCGUGGAUCCUCUGGGGGGCCUCAACAACCCCAGGAUGCUGACGAGGCAGAGAAGAGUCUCUCCAUGUCAAAACACCUCAAACACCAGCAGAGACCCACAGGGAAGAAAUCUCACUGCUGCUCUGACUGUGGGAAAGGUUGCAAAUCUUCAUCAGAACUUAAAAUACACCAGAGAACACACACAGGAGAGAAAUAUUAUAGCUGUAAUCAAUGUGGGAAGAGUUUUUCUCAGUCAAGCACCCUGGUAUCACACCAGAGAACACACACAGGAGAGAAACCUUAUAGCUGUGAUCAAUGUGGGAAGAUUUUUACUACAUCUAGUGAUUUGACGGUACACCAGAGAACACAUACAGGAGAGAAAUCUUAUAGCUGUGAUCAAUGUGACCAGAGAUACUCUGAUAAAAGAUCUCUGAUUAAACAUCAGAAAAUACAUGAAGGAGUUGUUUCAUGAUAUCAAUGAAAUCAUGUCACAAUGUAGAAUGUUUUAACAUUGUAGUAGGAGUAUUUUAAUGAUGUCACAAUGUAGAAUGUUUUAACAUUGUAGUAAGGGUAUUUUAAUGAUGUCACAAUGUAGAAUCUUUUAACAUUGUAGUAGGAGUAUUUUAAUGAUGUCACAAUGUAGAACCCUAAAUGUUUGCCCACUGUUCUAUUGAUUUCAGCAUGAUAUGGAUAUUAGCCUCAGGGGGGAAAUCCAGGCUCUGAAUUGAAUGAUAUGGAUAUCAGUGGGAAAAUCGUUGUACUUUGCUCCGUUCAUCUUUCCCUCGAUCUUGACUAGUCUCCCAGUCCCUGCCACUGAAAAACAUACCCACAGCAUGAUGCUGCCACCACCAUGCUUCACCGUAGGGAUGGUGCCUGGUUUCCUCCAGACGUGACGCUUGGCAUUCAGGCCAAAUAGUUACAUUUUGGUUUCAUCAGACCAGAGAAUGUUGUUUCUCAAGGUCAGUCCUUUAUGUGCCUUUUGGCAAACACCAAGCAGGCUGUCAUGUGCCUUUUACUGAGGAGUGGCUUCCCCAUGGCCACUCGAUCAUAAAGGCCUGAUUGGUGGAGUGCUGUAUAGAUGGUUGUCCUUGUGGAAGGUUCUCCCAUCUCCACAGAGGAACUCUGGAGCUCUGUCAUAGUGACCAGCAGGUUCUUGGUCACAUCCUUGAACAAGGCCCUUCUCCCCUGAUUGCUCUGUUUGAAGAGUCUUGGUGGUUCCAAACCUCUUCCAUUUAAGAAUGAUGAAGGCCACUGGGUUCUUGGGGACCUUCAAUGCUGCAGACAUUUUUUUGGUACCCUUCCCCUGAUCUGUGCCUCGACACAAUCCUGUCUCAGAGCUCUACGGACAAUUCCUUCGACCUCAUGGCUUGGUUUUUGCUCUUACAUGCACUGUCAACUGUGGGACCUUAUAUAGACAGGUGUGUGCCUUUCCAAAUCAUGUCCAAUUAAUUGAAUUUACCACAGGUGGACUCCAAUCAAGUUGUAGAAAUAUCUCAAGGAAGAUCAGUGGAAUCAGGAUGCAUCUGAGCUCAAUUUUGAGUCUCAUAGCAAAGGUCUGAAUACUUAAGUUAAUAA
Molecule: messenger RNA, 2830 nt
Organism: Salvelinus fontinalis (brook trout)
Lineage: Eukaryota; Metazoa; Chordata; Actinopteri; Salmoniformes; Salmonidae
Product: zinc finger protein 436-like
Exons: 2
Coding region: 858-1727 (289 amino acids)
Biological process (GO): regulation of transcription by RNA polymerase II
Molecular function (GO): DNA-binding transcription factor activity, RNA polymerase II-specific; RNA polymerase II cis-regulatory region sequence-specific DNA binding
Source: RefSeq, a predicted model, not a curated record